AUGCAAACAAGUUCAACAACUGGGCGGCUUUUCCAGCGAGAUGGCUCUUUCUAUCUAACACAGGUCGACCCGACUGGCUCACCCCAAGACCAAGACACUUCUUCAACCCCUGGUUCUAACCAGCACUCAGCAGUAACCUCGUGCCAGACUCUCCUCAAACAAUCUCCCACUACGUCCACGGGUGUUUAUUGGAUCGAUCCUGACGAUGGAUCCCGGGCCAACGCUUUCAAAGCUUACUGUGACAUGGAUACUGAUGGAGGUGGCUGGACCCUUGUAUGGAGCUAUUCCUUCACUAACUACAGUCAUUUUAAAGAUGAUUCAAAUGCGGUCACUCCAAUACCAAAUUGGCUGGUUACGAAAAGGGUGAAUGUUCCUGUCUCCACAACUCCUCCAUUGAAUGAAACAGACUACAACGCCAUAAACUUCUCACUUUGGAAACAACUUGGCAGACAGGUCCUCAUCAAGAGCAACAUAAACAACUGGCUGGUGUGUCAGCCGGUAACUGGCAGCUUGGUUGAUUGGCAGAAUGGUGACGUCAACUGUAAAAUCACCAAAUACGUGGCUGACCGUAGUGAAUCAGCUUCGGCGCCUUCCAAGUUUUUAACUAACACCGACUAUGGACCAAUGUUCUAUUCGAGUAGGCGCUGGAACAGCACCUUUUACUAUUUUAAUAGUUACACGACCAAAAAUUGGCCUACCCAUGAUCCUCUGGGAAGAAAUAAGCCCAACCAAAAGAAAAAUGUUCUUGAUCCACAUGGUAACAUUUUUAUUCGAGCCAAGUAG
Molecule: messenger RNA, 783 nt
Organism: Pocillopora verrucosa
Lineage: Eukaryota; Metazoa; Cnidaria; Anthozoa; Scleractinia; Pocilloporidae
Source: RefSeq, a predicted model, not a curated record